AUGGCAAACUUGACCAUUCUACGCAGCUAUGCAACCAAAUUGCCAAGCAGCCUCCCACCCUCAGUUCUCUUCAGUCACUCUGACACAACACUCACCAUUUACGACGCCUUUCCAAAAUCCAUCUUCCACUUUCUCAUCCUCCCACGCGUCCAGACCGAUUCGCCACUAGACCUCUCUAGCCUGAAAUCGCUCCUCAAAUGCGACAAAACGCGUGCCAAAGAGGUUGUGGAGGAUUUAAGCGAGGCAGCGUCGGUGUUGCGAAAGGACAUCGAAGAAGAGAUGGUCAAGCGGUAUGGUUUCAAGUGGGGGAUAUGGACCGGGUUUCAUGCCGCGCCUUCGAUGGAACAUCUCCAUCUCCAUGUUCUCUCUGCAGACCUCUGUUCAACAAGGAUGAAAAAUAAGAAACACUACAACACAUUUCAUCCCAAACUUGGGUUUUUCUUGGAUAUUGACGAGGUCCUCUCUUGGUUUGACGCGGAGCCAUCUUAUUUUUCUUCAAUGGCCAAACUGGAUCCUAAGAAAUACGAACCUCUUUUGAAAGAACCCCUAGAAUGCUGGCGCUGUGGAAGUGAGAUGAAGAACAUACCCACCCUGAAAGCACAUCUCCAAGAAGAAUGGGACAAACAGGCGACCCAAGAAAAAGCCAAACUAGAGAGGAAACGCAAA
Messenger RNA from Desarmillaria tabescens, 666 nucleotides. RefSeq names its product HIT-like domain-containing protein. Gene Ontology annotation, biological process: single strand break repair. NCBI's taxonomy places the organism in Eukaryota, Fungi, Basidiomycota, Agaricomycetes, Agaricales, Physalacriaceae. Gene Ontology annotation, molecular function: mismatched DNA binding; double-stranded RNA binding; single-stranded DNA binding. Gene Ontology annotation, cellular component: nucleus. The record is from RefSeq and is a predicted model, not a curated record. The annotation marks the transcript as partial. The transcript is spliced from 3 exons.